GAUUUGUAAUUUCCCGCGAUUUUAUUCGGUACUUCUCUAGAGUAUUGAUAGAUUUGGUCAAGGAAAUGGUAAUGCAACUAUUUACAUGGAGAGAAAUACGGUCUUCAAAGAGAAUGUAUGGAAUAUUAUGUAUGGGAAGGAUGAUCAUUCUAACUGUGAUGAUGAAGUUGAGAUAACUCCAUCAAAGAAGCCUGAUAAACCAGUACAUGAAGUAAAAACCUACAGUGUUCUUCCUCCUCCUGCAGAUUAUACCCCAGCUGAACCACUGGAAGAUAACAAUGGAGAAGAUGAACCAUCAGAUUCCUCAUCAAGUUCUGACAGUGAAAAACCAGCAAGAAAAAGGAAAAGGAAAAACAGAAGACACACAGAAAAAUGUAAAAAGGAAAAAAGCCAUGAAUAUGACACAAGUGACAUAAAAUUGACAAAAAAUCAAAAGAGAAAAUUAAAAAAGAAAAGAAGGAAAGAGAAGCAAAAAAAUGUUGAUAAAAGUGUUACAUUUUCUUUCAUUCCCUCCGAAGAUAAUCAGAUUUCUGCUAAAACAACAAGUAAUAAUGAAAUACAAGAUAAAGUUGGUGACUUAUCAAACUUCUUUGAUGCUGUAUGGGAUGUGUAUAAACUUCAAGAGAUGGAAAAAUCAGUUGAGCAGCAAGAAGUUUUUGAUGAAUUAAAUAAAUCACUGAGCUUGUUAGAUGUUCACAACAAGGAGAUGGAAAGUCAAUUAAAUAUCAUACACAAUAUCAAAAGAUUAAUUUUACUUGGUGAUGUGAAUUCUGCAGGAGAUUUAAUGUCUAGCAUGACAUCUGAUGGCUGUUUCAUGUCUGAAGGUGUGUAUAAUUUGAUCAUCAGUCUUUUUGAAUACUGGAUGAAGGAUAUUAGUGGUAAAGGAUGAGAUGGACAAAUGAAUAAAAGAACCAAUAAUUAAAGAGAAGAUAUUUAAAUCGACUACAGUGUCUGACAGAUGUCAGAGUUGGAAGUUAACACAUGAACAGGAGCACUGGAUUUAUAGCAUGGAUUCACACAUGGUAUAUUGUGCAGAGACAUAUGGUCAUAUCACUCAUAUGAUUUAUUAUUAAAACUGAUGAAAUGUCAUUUACAUGUUGAUUUUAAUUAAAUAUAUGAAAACUGA
Mytilus trossulus (common blue mussel) is the source of this 1126-nucleotide messenger RNA. RefSeq lists its product as uncharacterized. Bases 86 to 889 code for a protein of 267 amino acids. The transcript is spliced from 5 exons. The record is from RefSeq and is a predicted model, not a curated record. NCBI's taxonomy places the organism in Eukaryota, Metazoa, Mollusca, Bivalvia, Mytilida, Mytilidae.